UCGCCACGGAGCCAGCCGCGGGGACGGACCCGACCUCCCCCCCCCGGCCCGGGAAGCCCCCCCGCCACCGCCGCCGGGUCCCUGCGGCUCCAUCCCCCCGCGGCGCAGGAACGAGCUGGCGUGUUCCUCCUAGAGCCCCAAAUCAUCUUACCAGGCCCAGUUGGUGUCAGCAGUGGGAUCACCGGCACACAAGUGACCUCAGCACAGGCCCUGUGGGGACAAGACCAGUGGCCUGGAGGUUCCCAACUGACCUACCAGGGAGUCACCAUUGGGGAUCAAGAGUCGGAGUGGAGAGUCAGCUACCGUCUGCCCACUGAGCUAAGAAAAUGGCCGCCACUCAAGAGGUGCCUCCCCCAGCCCUGGGCCUCCAUUUCCUGUAUCCGCUGGAGGAGACGAUGGCACCACGGGUGAAAAUGGAGGAGCCCGAACCAGUAGGCCCAGAGCCGGGCUGGGAGUGGGAGGCGGCCAGCAAGGCACCGUGGCUGGUGCAGGCUGGGACCAUCGGGGAGCUGCUGAGGUGGGCGGCUCCUCAGCAGGCCCGGCCUGAGGAGACACCCCAAUGCUGGUGGGGACAACGGUCGCCCCUGGAAGUCCUCCCGCCCUGGGAGAGCCCCACCCUGCCGGACAACAGCGCCCUCUUUGGGCAAGCAAACGACGCCUGUCCAUGGCCCCGAGGGGAGCGCUUGGCACGACUCACGCCAACCCUCGGCGGCGAGGCCUUCAGCAGCCCACGGGCCGGGGAUGCCAAGGAUUAUGGGAAGGUGAAGGCGGCCAUCUUGGGAGCGGAGAGGGCAGCCAUCUUGGGAGAGCAGUUAACGCGACUCACGCCAACCCUCAGCAACGAGGCCUAUCGCAGCCUAGAGACUGGAGAUGCCAAGGAUUAUGGGAAGGCUGCCAUUUUGGGGGUGGACAGGGCGGCCAUUUUGGGAGUGGACAAGGCAGCCAUCUUGGGAGAGCCAUUAACGCGACUCACACCAACCCUCAGCAGCGAGGCCUAUCGCAGCCUAGACGCUGGAGAUGCUAAGGAAUAUGGAAAGGCAGCCCUUUUGGGGGUGGACAGGGCGGCCAUUUUGGGAAUGGACAAAGCAGGCAUCUUGGGAGAGCAGUUGAUGCGACUCACGCCAACCCUUAGCAGUGAGGCCUAUCGCAGCCUAGAGGCCGGAGAUGCCAAAGAUUAUGGGAAGGCUACCAUUUUGGGGGUGGAUAGGGCUGCCAUUUUAGGAGUGGACAAGGUGGCCAUGUUGGGAGAGCAGUUGACACGACUCACGCCAACCCUUAGCGGUGAGGCCUACCGCAGCCUGGGGACAGGAGAUGCCAAGGAUUAUGGGAAAGCUUCCAUUUUGGGGGCAGAUAGGGCAGCCAUCUUGGGAGUGGACAAGGAGGCCAUCUUGGGAAUGGACAAGGCGGCCAUCUUAGGAGAGCAGUUGACGCACCUGACGCCAGCACUCGGUGGUGAGGUUUACCGGAGCCUGGAGGCCAGAGAUGCCAAGGGUUAUGAAAAGGCCAUCAUCAUGGGAGAGCAGUUGACACAAUUCAUGCCAAGCCUCAGCAGUGAGGCCUACCGUAGCCUAGAGGCUGGAGAUGCCAAGGAUUAUGGGAAAGCUGCCAUUCUGGGGGCAGACAAGGCAGCCAUCUUGGGAAUGGACAAGGCAGCCAUCUUGGGGGUGGACAAAGCAGCCAUCCUGGAAGAGCAACAGACACAAUUCACGCCAACCCUCAGUGGCGAGGCCUACCGCAGCCUGGAGGCCGGAGACACCAAAGAUUAUGGCAAAGCGGCCAUCUUGGGUGUUGGCAAAGCAGCCAUCUUGGGAGUGGGCAAGGCUGCAGCAGAGAGGUGGCGCCAGUGCUUCCGAGGCUUCAGCUACCAGGAGGCUGGUGGACCACGGGAGGCCUGGGCCCGGCUCCGGGAGCUCUCCCGCCGCUGGCUGGAGCCCCAGCGCCGCACCAAGGAGCAGAUCCUGGAGCUGCUGGUCCUGGAGCAGUUCCUGAGCAUCCUGCCGGGGGAGAUGCAGAGCUGGGUCUGGGAACGAGGCCCCGAGACCUGCGCCGAGGCCGUGGCCCUGGCCGAGGGCUUCCAGCGGGGUCGGCCGGCGGCCGGGAUGUGGGAGCAGCAGGUCACCGUGCGGGUGAAGGUGGAAAAACCCAGCAUGGAGGAGACGCCGUGUGCAGGAGCAUCAUGGGAAACUCCCGCGCCCCCGCUGCCCCGUCCCCAGGAGGGGGCAACACUGAGCCGGCCCGGCCCUGAGCUACCCUGCAUCCCCAAGGAGGAGCCCCAGCCACCCCCGGCAGCAGCCGUAAUGGAGGAGGCGAAUCCACAACAGAAAGGUCCAAAGGAGGCCAAAGUGCCCAGCACCUGCCCCCCAAAAUCCGAUGGGGACAGGAGCCCUGGGAAUCAGGGUAGGGCGGAUGUGCCCCAGCCGCCGAGGGAACUCACCCAGCAUGCCCAUGACCCUGAUGCCGUGUCUGGCUCCCACCCAGUCCAGGGGCCUCACCUCUGCCCCCAGUGUGGCCGGAGCUUCCGCCAGAGCUCUGCCCUCUUGGCUCACCAGCGGACCCACACUGGCGAGAAACCUCACCAGUGCCCGCAGUGCGGGAAGAGCUUCUCCCGGGGCUCCCAGCUUACCCGUCAUCUGCGCAUCCACGGGGCGGAGAGAUCCCACCGCUGCCACCAGUGCAGCCGCAGUUUCUACCACAGCUCCGAGCUGGCCAGGCACCGGGCCUCCCACAGCAAGGACCGGCCCUACGGGUGCAGCCAGUGCGGCAAGAAGUUCCGCUGGCGCUCGGACCUGGUGCGCCAUCAAAUCACCCACACCGGCGAGCGCCCCUACGGCUGCCCGGAGUGCGGCAAGAACUUUGGGCAGAGUUCCCACUUGGUGAGGCACCGCAGGACCCACACGGCCGCGACGGGGAGGCGCGUGCUGCCGGUGGACGAGGGGCGCAAGGAGAUCGACAGGGACGCCAUGCCGCAGAAUUGCGGAGCCGGUCUGGCCUUGCCUAGGGGCCUGGCUGCUCGCCAAGCUGGGACGGGCUCGGUUGGGUCUUGGAGAACCGAGAAGGUCUUUAACCCUGUGAUGGCCCCUCGUUCAGACACUUCCAGCCUGCGAGGGACCCUGGGGACCAUCUGCUUCGGCCUCCCGCCUCACCCAGGGAGACCCAUAAGAGGAAGGUCAGAACUGGGGCCCUUCCAAACCGUGUCCCCUGACACUCGCUGUUACAACCUUCAGCACCAGCGCUCCUGGCCCUUUCCCACUCCUCCUGGCCAGCAUUGGGGCCCCAGUGUUUUAGAGCAGGGGGCUGGGAGCCAGGACUCCUGGGUUCUAUCCCUGGCUCUGGGAGGGGAGUGGGGUCUCGUGGUUAGAGCAGAGGGGCUGGGAGCCAGGACUCCUGGGUUCUACCCUCGUUUUAAGUUCCAGUCCAGGGGAAUCAAUUUGCUUGCUUCUCCUCCCGGAUCUCCCUCCCGUCUCUCUCCAGCAGUUGCCAAGGUGGCCGCACCCCCGGCCCCCCGCCGCAAGCCGGCCGGCCGCUCCUACCAGUGCCCGGAGUGCGGGAAAUCCUUCCGGCAGAGCUCGCACCUCCUCCAGCACCAGACCACGCACACAGGCGAGGGGCCCUACCGCUGCCCCGACUGCGGCCGGGCCUUCAGCCAGAGCUCCGACCUGGUGCGGCACCGGCGCGUCCACACGGGCGAGCGCCCCUACCGCUGCCCCGACUGCGGCCGGGCCUUCAGCCAGAGCUCCAACCUGCUCCAGCACCGGCGCGCCAGCUCCGGCGCCCGCCCCUUCCGCUGCGUCCAGUGCGGCAAGGGCUUCGGCCGCAGCUCCCACCUGCUCAACCACCAGGCCACCCACUCCGGCGAGCGGCCCUUCGGCUGCGCCGACUGCGGCAAGCGCUUCGGCCACAGCUCCAGCCUGCACAAACACCGGCGGGUCCACGCCGGCCAGCGGCCCUUCGGCUGCGCCGACUGCGGCGAGCGCUUCCUGCAGAGCUCCGACCUGCUCAAGCACCGGCGGGUCCACGCCGGCGAGCGGCCCUUCGGCUGCGCCGACUGCGGCAAGCGCUUCCUCCAGAGCUCCGACCUGCUCAAGCACCGGCACGUCCACACCGGCGAGAAGCCCUACACCUGCGGGGAGUGCGGGCGCGGCUUCAGCCAGCGCUCCCACGUGGUCAAACACCGCCGGGUCCACAGCCGGGGCGAGCCCUGACGGGGGGGAAAUGGGGACAGAUCUUCUUCUUCCGUUUGUGCAGCAAGUAUCUGCAUCUGCCCUGGGUUGUGCGGCUGCGGUUGGGGGUUGCCCAUGAACUUGGCGGGAGAUCCAAGCCGGCGGCUAUUUCAUGAGGUGUUUGUGACGUCUUGUGAACGCCAUUCGGCUUUCCACGCUUCAUCAGUAAGGCCCGUGUCUUCUGGCACCGAAAACAGCCUCAGUUCAGAUUUGCGAAACUUUGUCGUUUGGAAACGUCGGUGAUGCCUUAUUUUAAUACAAAAAAAUACACGUAUCGGCAAACAGGAGCAAUGUGUAAUCCUUUUACAGCUCGAAAAUGCGGUAGCCCUAUGUUACGAUGUUGACAGACACUUGGGCGUUUUUUUCACAACCAAAAUGGUCAGUUUUAGAACAUAAGAAAUGUGUGACGUGAUCGUUGCUAUAAAUACAAAAUUCUUGCCACGCAAGAGAGUGCAAUUAAUAUAACAGUUGGAUUAUUGUUUUAUGCAACGAC
Messenger RNA from Chelonia mydas (Green sea turtle), 4713 nucleotides. RefSeq lists its product as uncharacterized. Gene Ontology annotation, biological process: regulation of transcription by RNA polymerase II. The transcript is spliced from 6 exons. The coding region runs from base 327 to 4202 and encodes 1291 amino acids. NCBI's taxonomy places the organism in Eukaryota, Metazoa, Chordata, Testudines, Cheloniidae. The record is from RefSeq and is a predicted model, not a curated record. Gene Ontology annotation, molecular function: DNA-binding transcription factor activity, RNA polymerase II-specific; RNA polymerase II cis-regulatory region sequence-specific DNA binding.